ACGCUUAACUCAAGCCAUUUUACAACGAGCCAAAAGGUGGCGGUAUUCGUUUCAGCUGUUAGCAGAAAACUGUUAAAAGUAACGUCUUUUUUUGUGCAACGUUGACUGUAUACGACAGACAAGGUAUUUUCACAGUUUAAAUUUUAUUUCAGUUUAUUUCCUUCAUUAAGUCGCUCAACCUUUGAUUUUUUUUAAUGUAUUUUAUUGAAAUAUUUAGAACGAGUUUGCUUGGUUGCAACGGUUAACUUUAAAAACCCCGACAGGCCUCUCGCCUCGUAUUUAUGAAGUAAAGAGCCAGAAAUGUAAAGAAAAGUAAAACGAAGGAGCAUAAUGAUAAGGUGUUUGCCAGCGGAGGUUCGGGGGAAACUUCGCUCCGGUGUGGCCAUCCCGUCCCUCCAGCAGUGCGUGGAGGAGCUCGUUUUAAAUGGCAUCGAUGCUGGAGCCACCUGUGUGGGGGUCAGGAUGGACAUGGAGGCGUUUAAAGUCCAGGUGAUCGACAAUGGAUCUGGGAUGACCGCUGAGGACAUGGAGCGAGUGGGAACCAGAUACCACACAAGUAAAUGCAGCUGUAUUGAAGACCUAGAGAACCUGAAAUGUUAUGGCUUCAGAGGAGAAGCGUUGGCGAGCAUAGUUUCUUUAGCUACGCUUGUUGAAAUCUCCUCCCGGACCAGACUGUCAGUGAAAACCCAUGUUAAACUGUUCAAGGACGGACAGGGCAUGGACGUCUUCGAAGCAGAGGCGGCUCGACCCUCCGCAGGAACGACUGUUAUCAUCUGCAACUUCUUCCACAACAUGCCAGUCCGGAGGAAGAGAGUGGAUGCAGUCCUGGAGGUUGAGAGGAUCAGACAAAGAGUGGAGGCUGUGUCCCUGAUGCAUCCUUCUGUGUCCUUCACCCUGAAGAAUGACUGCACAGGGGCCAUGAUGGUGCAGCUUCCCAAAGCCAGAGACACCUACCACCGCUUUGUGCAGAUACACAACCUGGCUCGGGCAGAGAAACUGGGAGAGAUCAGCCACACACACAAGCAGUUUGAGGUGACUGGCUAUCUAGGCAAAGAGGGACACUACAACAACAGCCUGCAGUAUCUGUACGUGAACGACAGGCUUCUGCUGAAAACACGGAUCCACAAGCUGCUAAACUGUCUCCUCCGCAGGCUGAGCAGCUCAAACCAGAAGCACGACAGCCCAGACAGGACAUCUGUGACCCGGAGUCCAAAGCUUAAGCGAAACCAGGAUCAAUAUGGAGUCUAUGUCAUCAAUAUAAAAUGUUCUUACUCUGAGUAUGAUAUUUGUCUUGAGCCAGCAAAAACUCUGGUGGAGUUCAAAGACUGGGAUGGGGUUUUGCUUUGCGUAGAAGAAGCAGUGAAGGCUUUUCUGAGGAGGGAGAACUUGGUCUCUCUCUUUUCUCAAGAGGACUUGGACUGUGUGUCCCCUAAGGUUUUUAGUACUGAAAGAACAGAUCAAAAAGUGGAAACUGAGACAGCUGGCCAAGGAGCUGUUGGCACUUCCACGCUGGACUGCAGCGUUGGAACGAAAGUGGCAUCUAAUUUUGUUCAUCGUAGGAGAGCAGAUGACAGCGUUUGCCUAGAGUCAGACCUGAUUGAGAGCAGAGCUGAUGAAGCUCAACGAUAUGAACAGAUGGAGAUUGCUUUCAGUGAAUGCAAGGAGACACCACAACGUGAUCUGCAGCCUGCAUCAACUGAUAUAAACAAAGGCGAGCUAGCAUUCACCGAAGCCCCUGACAAUUUAGACAAAGAAAAGAGACAAGACUGUGCAGAGGAAGAAACCCAGCAGAGCACUAGUGAUUCGCAUUUACCCAUCAGCCAAAUUUCAGUGUCUCAGCUCGAUUUGAACUUUAAUAAACAAAUAUUGCAGCGUCCUGGCAGAAAGAUUAGAUUGUCUGACCCAUAUGUUCACCAAAGUCUCUCGAUUGAAAAUGUAUCUCACGGUGACAAGCCUUUGUUUCAGGUUCAAGAUUUGGGGCAGAAUUGUAAGGAGAAAUUAACUGCAUCAAAGCAUAAAAUGACACUUGAAUCAAACCGAGACUUUGCUGCUUUCGUCCCCUCAAAGAUUCCCAGAGUUAUUCCUGUUGAGAAGUUAGCAACAUUCAAGCAGCCUGGAUCGCUUGAUAAGUUUAGACAAACAUACAAUAAGUCUGUUAAGAUGAAAUUUCAGCAUCCUCAGCCACAGAAUGACACUCAUGUAUUCCAGACAUCAAGCUUUGCUAAAAAUCCUCACAGUUUGUCUGCUUUUGAAGAAAAUAAUCAAGAUCAAGUUUCAGACUCUCGAGAAGAAGGGAAAGCACAGACCAUCUCCCUAAACCCAGCAACACUCACAGCUAAUCACAGGAAAAGUAAAAUAUCUUUGGCAGCUAAACUUUGUCACUUAAAACGGCAUAUGACAGAAGAUGAAGAACCCUUUCAGCACAUUCAUGGGAAUAUUUCAGAGGGCAAAAACAGUCUCACUUUAUCUACAGAUGACACGCAGUACAGGCUCAGCAGUCUGAGUCCACAGAACCACAAAGUUCCCGUUGACCCUUCAUCGGACAGCAGGUGUAAACAACUGGCUGGUGAUGAGGGUGACUCGGGAAGUAAUGACUGGCUCCAUCAUUACGAUGCAUCUGUUGGAAAAACUGUUUAUAUCAACAAAAAGACUGGGCUCAGCAGAUACGAGGAGCCAGCUUCAGAGGAAACACAAGUACCUUGUACAUCUGAUGUCUCCAACAUGGCUGUUAGUGUCAUCUCUGAGAUGGGUGUGGAAUACAUGUGUUACCCAUUUCAGCUGGAUUUAGUGUUGCCUUUCCUGCCUACAUCCGGGCAAGGAAGAGUGAUUAGCUCAGGGACUGACUGUAGAGACGAUGCCGAUCAGAGCGCCAACUCUCUUUCUGCAUUGUACUCUAAAUGGAAAAAUCCAGUGUUUGUCCGCCCACCUACAGUUGGUGUGGAUAUAUCCAGCGGACAAGCUGAUGGACUAGCUGUGAAGAUCCAUAACAUCCUCUUCCCGUACCGCUUUUCUAAGAAUAUGAUCCACUCAAUGAAGGUUGUUAAUCAAGUGGAUAAAAAGUUUCUUGCCUGCCUCAUUAAUGCAAGAGAAGGAGGUUCAGCAACGCAGACUGAAAAUGAAGGAAAUCUUCUGGUGUUGGUGGAUCAACAUGCAGCACAUGAGAGAGUUCGGCUUGAAAAUUUAGUUGCAGAUUCAUAUGAAGAUGACCCAGAUGCCAGUGGGAAGAAACGUCUUUGUUCAUCAACAAUUUUGCCACCUUUGGGGAUCAGUGUGACGAAAGAGGAGCUCAGGCUGCUUAGGUCUUCUCAGCCACAGUGGAGGAAUUUGGGCCUUGAAGUUACUUUCUCAAAGACAGGAGCUCCGCAGGUGUUUGUGGGAAAGGUACCACUGUGCUUCAUGGAGAAAGAGAGUAAUGAGCUCAGGCGGGGCAGACCGUCUGUCAUCAAGCCAGUUGUUGAGGAGUAUCUUCGAGAGCAGACUGAGUUGCUCCGUCUAACAGGCAGAGUCGGAGGAACUUUGCCCCUCACUGUUUUGAAAGUACUUGCCUCACUGGCAUGCCAUGGUGCCAUCAAGUUUAAUGACACUCUGAGCCGGGACGAGUGCUGCAGCCUGGUCGCAUCCUUGUCUUCGUGCCAGCUGCCCUUCCAGUGCGCCCACGGCCGUCCCUCCAUUGUUCCGCUAGUAGACAUCCUUCAUCUGGACAAGGACCAGAAGGAUUUCCAGAAACCCAACCUGCAGAAGCUAAGAAGAAUGUAUAGAGCAUGGGAGCUAUAUGGAGAUAAAUAAAAAAAAAAGACGCCUGAUAUGGAUGCAGUCUCUCCAACCUUGCGGACAGAGUCUCCUGUCGG
This is a messenger RNA of Poecilia reticulata (guppy), 3848 nucleotides long. RefSeq names its product mutL homolog 3 (E. coli) (gene mlh3). Gene Ontology annotation, cellular component: mismatch repair complex. Lineage: Eukaryota; Metazoa; Chordata; Actinopteri; Cyprinodontiformes; Poeciliidae. Gene Ontology annotation, biological process: mismatch repair. The record is from RefSeq and is a predicted model, not a curated record. Gene Ontology annotation, molecular function: ATP-dependent DNA damage sensor activity; ATP hydrolysis activity; ATP binding.